Ficedula albicollis (Collared flycatcher) is the source of this 2372-nucleotide messenger RNA. It is a transcript of the gene FAM169A, whose product is annotated as family with sequence similarity 169 member A. Bases 1 to 2013 code for a protein of 670 amino acids. Lineage: Eukaryota; Metazoa; Chordata; Aves; Passeriformes; Muscicapidae. The transcript is spliced from 12 exons. The record is from RefSeq and is a predicted model, not a curated record.
AUGUCAUUCCCUGUGGAUAUAUUGAACAGUUGCAGUCAUGAGGAGUUGGAGAGCUCAGCAGAGAUCUGCCUCUUUCGGCUUCGGUGGAGGAAUCCAAUGUUUCCUGAAUUCUUUUCUCUGCCAGACCACCGCAAGGUUCCUAUUAGCUUGACAUCUGUGGGCUUGGUUCCUCUUUAUGGUGAAGAGGACACGCACAAAGUUCUUGCCCUGUUUGCACCAUGGGACUCACUCACAGCUGUAGCCCUGUAUCUUGCUGACCAGUGGUGGUCAAUUGAUGACAUUGUGAGAACAUCUGUCCCUGCUAGACAGGGGCUUCAUCAGGUGAAGUCUGUUGGAGAGAGAGUUGUUCUCUAUGUUCUGAAUAGAAUUAUCUAUCGAACGCAAGAAAUGGAAAAAAAUGAGACCCCAUUUCUCUGCCAUGGUAGCAGCCACUAUGCUAAGAUCAUGUGGAAAAAAGGAGAGGCUAUUGGGUUCUAUUCCGUUAAGCCGACAGGAAGUGUUGGUAGCUAUCCUCUUCAUCAGAAGUAUAAGUUGCCAGUGCUAGACACAAUGUUUGUUAGAAAGAAACAUCGUGGGAAAGACUUUGGUCUAAUUAUGUUGGAAGACUUUGUGGAUUCCUUUAAUGAGGAGCCUCUUGGCCUACGAUAUCCACUAUCAUCCUUCCUCUAUACAGCUUGUAAGCAGUACCUCGAGAAGUACCCUGGGGAUAAAAACCUUUUGUGGCAAGUGGAGGGAGCAGGAGAUUGGUACCAGAGAAAGUCUAUGAUGUCUAUAGUGCAAAAGGAGGAUAUCACAAUUGCCGCAGAGGCCUCAAUGAAGGAAAAUAAGAAUUUGCAAGCAGAGGAUAAUUUUUGUCAGUCUGCGGUAUCUGAAGCAAGUGGACCAAGGACUGAGGUUGAAACACAGCUAAGUGCUGACUCUCAAAAAGGUAAAGAAUCCACAGAUGCCCAUGCAAGCACAUCUGAAGACCCUAAUGUAGCUACUGUUUCCAUCUGGACACGAAGCAGUCAUUUAAAACGUCAGAGGAUAAAUAAAAAUAGACAAGAACCUGGACUUGAAACUUUUCAACGAGAUGAGGAAAAUGCUCUUCAAGUGUCUAGAAGCAGGAUGGAACUUCAUGCCCAAAUAUCUGAAAGCUCUGAAGACUUAGUAGAAGCACCUAAGGUGGAUACUGUUGAGAAGGAUGAGGAAAUAAUUGAUGAAAAUGAGGGGCAGCCUGUACUAGAAGCGGAAAUGCAUGUAUUGCCCUCUGAGAAACAAAGUGAGAUGGAGGAAAUGCCAUCAGAACCUCUUAAUGGUGAGGUAGCAGAAGAAACUGGUAAGACCUCACUCAUGGCUGAAGGGGAAACAGUAGAUGAAGUUCCAAGUGGUGAUUCAAAAUUGCUGUCUGAGAAUCAAGGAAAAGAACCCGUAACAAUGUUUGCUCCAUUAACCCUUGAUGCUCCAGCAAAACCUCCAGAAGACACUGAAUCAGAAAAGGUUUUAAAUGAAAAUGAUUCAGAAAUGCUGACUGAGGAAGUUACAUCAGUAGAGAAGGAGGGCACUGAAGAACAGCAAGAGUCUGAAAAGGUCGGCACUGAAAAUGCAACUGCUUUGGCAUCAAAAGAAGAGCCUUCUGACAAUGGCCUGCCCAACUCUGUGGUAACUGAGGCAGCAGAAGAAUCUGUUUCUGAAAACUUGCCUUCCUCUUUAGAAGAUCAAAAUGAGGAGGCAGGGCACAACUCGCAGGACACCCCUUCUGCCUUGAGUCAGAGCUCUUUGGUAAUGGCUGAACUUGAGGGUGUUUCUUUUCAGCAGCCUUCUGGACAGGAAGCACAGAAGAACCAGUUGGAAGAGCCCUCAGAAGAGUCUGCGGAGCAGACGGAUCACUACACACAGGCAGUGGCUGAAAGGGCUGCUGACAGCAGCUCUGAGGAAGCAGAAAUUGAGGUACCCAUUGUAGAUCGGAGAAACUUGCGAAGAAAGGCUAAAGGCUACAAAGGUCCACCCAAGAAAAAAGGAAAGCCUGCUUAAAAAUCAAAUAGUGAUAAAUUAUCUAUUUGUAACAAGGCUAUUUUAUGUAAAACAUUUGGGUGUAACUGCACCAUAUCUGACACAGGACACACAUGUUUUAAAUUCUGGGUUGUAUUUCCUCUUCGGUUCAUCACCUUUCCUCAAGUUUUGGUUUGUUUGCUUUUUAAAUUUAACAACUAGAAAUUUAACUUCAUCAUAGAAAGUAAGUAGUCAGUCUCCUCCCUUCAUAAAGGAUACAUGUUGAAUAAAUAAAGUUAUCAGUGCUAUCAAAGACAAUGUUUUGUAUAUGAGGUGGUAGCCAUGGAAGAAAAAUGCAGUGUGAAAUCCUGGCUCUGUCAAGGUUCCUUGAAUUACUAUAG